Molecule: messenger RNA, 1398 nt
Organism: Penicillium subrubescens
Lineage: Eukaryota; Fungi; Ascomycota; Eurotiomycetes; Eurotiales; Aspergillaceae
Product: glycoside hydrolase family 71 protein
Exons: 4
Coding region: 1-1398 (465 amino acids)
Molecular function (GO): glucan endo-1,3-alpha-glucosidase activity
Source: RefSeq, a predicted model, not a curated record
AUGGCUUCUGUUGCCAAGUUGGGCUUGUUGAUGUCCACCGGUACCGGAAGCACUGCUACUGCUACGACUAGCACCACCACUGUAGCUACGACAAGCACUUCAAGCACCACUAUGAAGUCCACCAGUACGACUGCUGUGCGGUCCACCAGUACUAAGGCAGUAUUUGCUCACUACAUGGUCGGUUCGAUGACCUUGGCUGAGGCUGUGACUGACGUUCAAGAUGCCAUGAAUGCCGGAUUUGAUGGAUUUGCUCUCAACACCCACACUAUCAGCUCAUCUGACACAUGGAACACCGAUGCACUCAAUUACCUGUUCACCGCGGCAGCAGGAACCAACUUCAAGCUAUUUAUUUCAUUCGACAUGAGUUGGGGCUUGGAUGUUACACAGCUUGCAGCUUUCUUGGCACCUUAUGCCAAGAAAGACGCAUACUACAUGGUCAAUGGGCAGGCUUUCAUAAGUACCUACACAGGAGGCACUAUAUCAAACUCUGCUUGGAACUCAGGAUUUAUUGAGCCUCUAAAAUCAACCUAUGGCAUCACUCCAUUCUUCGUUCCCGACUUUGACGACUUUUCUGGAUAUCCGACCAGUGUUUUCAGUACCUAUCCCAUCCUGAAUGGUGUUUUCAGCUGGGAGUCCGCAUGGCCAUCCCCCGGAACCACCCCAACCAAUGUCAGUGACGGAGUGGAUUCGGCUGCCUUGCAGGAGGCCCAUGGUGCUGGCAAGGUUUACAUGAUGCCGGUUUCACCUUUCCAGUUCAAGUAUCUCGGCAGUGGUCAAGACUGGUACCGGAUUGGGGAGGUAAAUUUACCUGAGCGUAUGGGCCAGGCUCUGCAGCUGCAGCCCGACUUUGUUGAAGUCAUCACCUGGAACGAUGCUGGAGAGAGCCACUACGUGGGCGACUUCUGGCAGGAACAGAUUGCCGGCUCUGCCAUCGGCGAUUACAGCAACGGCUUCGAUCACAAGGGAUGGUUACAGAUUAUCACACCUUUCAUCCAAGCUUACAAGGCUGGCGCAACAAGUCUAUCCCAAGUCUCUCCACCCAGCACCAAGCCCGUCGGAACCGUCUGGUAUCGAACUCUUUUGACUAGUGCCAGCUGCUCCUCGUCCAUUUCCAACCAUCAAUCGGCCCUUGAUACAGUGAAUUUUGCAGUGAUUCUUCCCUCUAAUGGCUACAAAAUCAAUGUCUAUAGCAACAGCAAUCUCAUUGGCACCAUUGCUGGUCAAAAGGGAUUAAACUACAACAGUGUACCGGGUCUUGCAGCGGGCAGUGGGCAGAAGAUUGAAGUGCUUGAUAGCUUGAACAACGUUGUUGCUUCGGCCAUGGGAACCAAGAGUGUCUUGUCUGAAAGUUCGAACUCGAUUUGCAAUUGGAAUUAUGAAGUUGUGGGACUCUCUUGA